Priapulus caudatus is the source of this 697-nucleotide messenger RNA. Its product is annotated as small nuclear ribonucleoprotein F. NCBI's taxonomy places the organism in Eukaryota, Metazoa, Priapulida, Priapulimorpha, Priapulimorphida, Priapulidae. The transcript is spliced from 3 exons. Gene Ontology annotation, biological process: mRNA splicing, via spliceosome; spliceosomal snRNP assembly. Gene Ontology annotation, cellular component: U1 snRNP; catalytic step 2 spliceosome. Gene Ontology annotation, molecular function: RNA binding. The annotation marks the transcript as partial. The record is from RefSeq and is a predicted model, not a curated record.
ACACAGGCGACGUUGCCAGUUAAUCCCAAGCCAUUUCUCAAUGGUUUGACUGGAAAGCCUGUGAUGGUGAAGCUAAAAUGGGGAAUGGAGUACAAAGGCUAUCUUGUCUCUGUCGAUGGAUACAUGAACUUACAGCUUGCUAACACAGAAGAAUACAUAGAUGGAGCAUUGACAGGGAAUCUGGGUGAAGUGUUAAUAAGGUGUAACAAUGUUCUUUACGUGCGGGGUGUGGAGGAAGAAGACGAGGAAGGUGAAAUGAAAGAGUAGCCAAGGACAGUGCAUUUCUGUUUGCUCCCUCAAUAUUUUGCUGUAAACUGUGUGCAUCAUGUUUUUAAUUUUUGCACGUGUCCUCCGUCAGUCGUGGCGAGCUGUUGUUAAAGUCUCGAAUCGGCUUUGUGGCAUCGGGCCACGGCUUCUAGCAAGCAUCGGCGAAGAGUUUACCGACACUAGCGUCGCACAUCCAGCAGUGGAGGUAAUGCAUUAGUUUGAACGUCAGGUUGCUCACUGUAACAUCGUUGUCGACGUGAAUAACGAAUGUCCACCGGAAGAAUGCAGGAAAUAUCAAGAAUUCAGUUUUUUGUACAUUCCAUGAAGUUGAAUUUUUUUAAGCCAAUAUUUUUGGUUUGACGAUGUCAGCUGCAUUCAAGAGUUUAUCGUUUUUACAGUGUUUUUGUAAUAAAUACAUCAACAAAAUCAA